Closterium sp. Naga37s-1 is the source of this 720-nucleotide messenger RNA. NCBI's taxonomy places the organism in Eukaryota, Viridiplantae, Streptophyta, Zygnematophyceae, Desmidiales, Closteriaceae. The record is from the annotation of a GenBank genome assembly.
AUGCUGCGAAGGUUGGCGCUCGCACUGGCUACGGCCGCCAGCCUGACGGUUCCAUGCACCGGCGCCGUCACGAAUGAAACGCAAGGUAGGCGCACAGGGCACGGGAGAGCGGCACCGUAUGUGCACGGUGAGUGCCGUUACGCAGUGCUGCUCCCCGUCAACAACGCCCUGCCCUUUCCGCUUGUUAUCGCCCACUCGCGCCCUUUGCCGCGCGUGUUUCCCCUUGCCCUGGGCGUGCAUGGCUGGGUGACAGCUCUGAGGAGCAUGGCGGCACAGUGGCAGGCAGGUACGGCGCUGGCGUCGUGGCAGGUGGACGAUGUGUGUGCCGUGGCAGGAGGGGCCACCGGUAUCACAUGCCAGGACGGCUCCGUCACCGCCCUGUCACUGAACAGGACAAACAUGUCAUUGGGGCCGCUGCCUGCGGAGAUAGGCGUCCUCACAGCACUCACUCUCCUGUCAGUGCGCGCUUCUUUUUCUUUCAAUCACCAGCUGCUUCCUUCCACCAUCUCGCGCUGCCGGCCAACCAUGUUUCAUCCCACCUCGUCCUCCCUGUCGCUGCGUCAUCUGAUUCAGUCACUGAGCAGGACAAACCUGUCAGGGCCGCUGCCUGUGGAGAUAGGCGACCUCACAGCACUCACUCUCCUGGACCUGAGUUACAACAGCCUCAAUAACACCAUUCCUUCUAGCAUCAGCAACCUCGCCAGAUUGAAAUCGCUGUGA